CUAAACAUCGUAGUGAGUAGAGUCUCUGGACAGGUUUUGAAGGUAGCUUGUGCGGUUCAAAAGUCCAAAAGAUGGUUCUUCCUCGUCUACAGGAUGCACCCUAUCGAUCUUAAUUGGGAAGUAGUCGAUUCUUUGGGUGAUGAGGCGUUGAUCUUAGACAUGGGCAUCACAGUUAUAGCCAAAGACAUUCCAGGGAUCAAGAGCAACUCAAUCUAUUUCAGUGGUCUCGAUUAUGGCAGAAACAAUCCAGACCAUAUAUUUGUCUUCGAUCUCAACACCCACAAGAUUGAAACUUUGCCACUAUGUGUUUUCUCCUCCAUUCCUUUCUCCGAUGCUAGAUGGUUCUUCCCCGGUUUUAGCAGUUAG
This is a messenger RNA of Microthlaspi erraticum, 366 nucleotides long. NCBI's taxonomy places the organism in Eukaryota, Viridiplantae, Streptophyta, Magnoliopsida, Brassicales, Brassicaceae. The record is from the annotation of a GenBank genome assembly.